AUGACGGACAACUCAGUGUCUCUACCACCUACACAGAAAGAAUGCUGUCUACCGGCCGAGAUCGUAUCCUACAUCAUCGAACUGGUUGCGGAGGAUGCUCGUGGCGAGGGCGAGAAGCUCGCUGGCGCAAACUCUCUGUUGGCACGGCGGGCUUCCUUGCAAUGGCUCCGUUGCACGCACACUUGUCGACAGUGGAGGUCGGCAGCCAUCCAGCACGCCGCUCUCUGGAACAGCAUCCCUGCGGUUCCUAGGCCUUUGUGGACGCUGUACGCAGACCGGGCGCGUCGCCUGCCUCUUAUCAUCAGAGAGCUACCCAACGAUGCCGAUCAAUGGAACCGCGAUGAAUUAACGCGCCGCUUGUCUCGUGCUCGGACAUUCGCGUAUCGCGGUUCCCCCGCUGCACUGAGGCGCAUGGUCGCUAUAUUGGCUAAUUGUUUUGAGCCUAUUCUACAAGACCUAUCUCUUGAAAUAGAUGGAUUGACUAUUUCAAACCUCGUUCUACCAUCGGAAAUCCUACGCAGUGCUGCUUCAACCUUCGAACAUCUUCGUCUCCGUAACAUCGCUUUCAUAUGGCCCGAUAUACCCACCAGUCUCCGCACUCUGGAACUUUCUGGCCCGCUCGAUGACCCUGUCGAAGACAUUAUGGGCGGCUUACGCGCCACGCAGAACUAG
Molecule: messenger RNA, 672 nt
Organism: Peniophora sp. CBMAI 1063
Lineage: Eukaryota; Fungi; Basidiomycota; Agaricomycetes; Russulales; Peniophoraceae
Source: the annotation of a GenBank genome assembly